GUCAAGUUUUAAAGGAGUCACUUCUCUGAACAGAGGAGCGGAAGACACACACUCUUGCAGCCGAAAAACAGCUCCUAUUCUCGGAUACAGACCCCCCAGAGGAGCCCGGUCCAGGAGGAAUCCCCGGUUAUAUGUGCCAGGUUUUUCUAACGGAUGACUUGCAGAUUCAACAUGGCAGCCUACGCCUUUUUGAGAAGAAAUAAGACAUCCAUUGUGGACACUUUGGGUCUAGACUACACGCUAAUCCUCAACAUCGUUUAUGAGAACAAGUUGAUAACUGCACGUGAGUACAACAAUCUGGAACGGCCCAGAAAGAAGUCCAAAGUGAACCACCUGAACGUUGGGAAGUUGGUGGAUAAGAUCAUGAACAAAGGAGAGAAGAACUGCCAAGCCUUCCUGAAGCUCCUGCAAAUAGAUGGGGUCCAGGUCCAGGAGACUUACCCUGAGCAGAAGAACAUACUGGAGGACGAGCAGUACGAGUUGAAAAGCCAGCCCACUGGCCUCUGCCUGAUCAUAAACAACAAACAUUUUGUUAGUGGUGACGUGAGACGUGGAACCGAUAAAGAUGCUGAAAGAUUGGCAGAGGUGUUCAGCUGGCUGGGGUUCAGAGUGCUGAUGUGUAAAGACCAAACCAAGGACCAGAUGGAGCAAGCGCUGAAAUGCUUUGCUUCUCAGUGCGACCUUUCUCAGCUGCAGGAGUUCAAGGUCAAGGAGUGGAACCCUAACCCUCGCAGCAGAUUCACCAAUCUUCGAGAGGCUCCUCAGCAUGGCGAUGCCUUCAUCUGCUGUGUUCUCAGUCACGGAGACAAGGGUGUCGUAUUGGGGGUUGAUUGGCAGCCCCUCCGUAUCAAACAAAUAACGAGAACCUUCAUGGCAACUCCUCAAUCUCCCCUCAAGGCCAAGCCCAAAGUGUUCCUGAUCCAGGCCUGCCAGGGGCGGCAGAUACAUCCUAUGGUGGAAUCAAGCCGUCCGCUUAACUCUGACUCGACACCGCCGGCUGAUGGCUCUCCCUCGUCAUCCAUCCCUCAGGAAGCAGAUUUUCUAGUUCAUAGUUCCACUGUUCAAGAGUGUUAUGCUAAUAGAGACCCAAUGAAGGGGAGCGUGUUCAUCCAAUCUGUCUGUAACCAGCUAAUAGAGGGCUGUGAGAGGAAGGAAGACAUUGAAGUCAUACUCCGCCGCGUGAACAAGGAAGUAGCCGGGAAAGAGCGUGUUUUGAUCCGUGGUCCAGUAAAGCAGAUGCCCAAAAUUUGGCACACCCUGAGGAAGCGUCUUGUGUUGACUCCUCGCAACUGAAGCCUCAUCGCCAAAAACACAAUAAGAUUUCUCAAGUUUUUAUUUUUCACUGGAGCUUUCUACAACCAGAAGCCCUACAUGCCGGAGCCUCUGCCGGACUCUGGGGACAUCUGCACACCUACACAUAGGAUAAUAAUGAUCAACCGUAUGUUUACUCCAUCCUCAACACAAGUAUACAAGUGUUCAUAAAGUACCUUUAAAACAAACAUCUAUUCACUAUUAUGUCUUAGGGUAAUAAAUUCAAGCAUGACCCGUAGCCUACAGAACUAGUACAUGUAUAUGAAAGCCGUUAAGUAACUGAGUGAUGAGGGGGAAAUCAAUUACCGUUGUUUGUAAAGUUUCCUGGACUCAUGGAGGACUUUAGAACGGAUUCAACACAUGGAGGAAUAAACAGGAUUUCUGGGCGGGGACGUUUUUUUUAAUAUUACGAUCUAUUGGCUUCACUGGUGCGAUAGGCGGAACUAAUGUUACUCUGCAUUCUGCAGGGGUCUGCAGUCAGACCCCUUUCAGCGGUACACCGCCACUGGCUGGCUGAAGCGCACAUGGAAAACCAUAACACCUGUGAGGCUAAGAAUCACAAAGAACGCAGGAAAUGGUUGUGUAAUGUGAAAGAAGAGAAAACUUCAGUGACCUGGAUCGAUUGAGUUUUUCAUUACAGUCAGUGUUGCAGAAAAUACUGUUAAUGUCCUUUAAUAAUAUUGUUACUUAGUUACUUAAAGCAUACUGUAAAUGACAAAAUAAAACUACUGAAACAAAGAACUGUCACUUAAGUUACUGAAUUAAAUACAUAAACAAAUACCAAUAACUAUAUUUUAUGUUUAUUUUAACCCGUGUUUAUUGUGCCCAGGGCCGGU
This is a messenger RNA of Trematomus bernacchii (emerald rockcod), 2147 nucleotides long. RefSeq names its product caspase-8-like. Gene Ontology annotation, biological process: regulation of apoptotic process; proteolysis. Gene Ontology annotation, molecular function: cysteine-type endopeptidase activity. The coding region runs from base 154 to 1293 and encodes 379 amino acids. The record is from RefSeq and is a predicted model, not a curated record. The transcript has 5 exons. NCBI's taxonomy places the organism in Eukaryota, Metazoa, Chordata, Actinopteri, Perciformes, Nototheniidae.